AGAGAGAGAGGGAGGGAGAGAGAGAUACAUCAAAUUGAAUGUUACAUGAAAUAAUAAUUUGCAAUUAUAUUGUGUUUUUUUCCACAUAGAUCCUCUGAUGCAGACUGGCUCCCUGAACAGGAGGAGGAGGAGGAGGAGAGCCAGGUGGAGAAAGAGGGGCAGAGAGUUGGUGAGGAGGAAGGAGACGAUCAACCAUCAGCCUCUUCGCCGGCUACCACCAGAGCAAGGAAGAGGAAAGCAGCGCAGCCAUCCAGCGCCACACCUGCCACCAAGAGAGGCAGAGGAAGAGGGAGAGGAAGAGGAAGAGGAAGAGGAAGAGGACAGGGAAGGCGACAGGAGCCAGAGGGAAAUGGUCAGCCAUGGCAGGGGAUGGACGUGGAUGACAUCAUACCACCACAACCAUCAUUCAACCCCGCUCGCGCUCCAGGGCCCCAGGUCGUGGGGGGGGUGCAAUACACCAUACUGCAACUCUUCAUGCUCUUCAUGACAAGAAACACCCUACAGACAAUAGUAAAUCACUCUAACAUAUAUGGACAAAGGAACCACCCUCAUAGAUGGCAUCAGAUGUCCCUGGAGGAUCUGCUUUCAUAUAUUGGUAUGGUGAUUUACAUGGGCCUAGUUGGGGCCAAGUCUGUAAGGGACUACUGGGCGAAGAACGAACUUUACAAUUUCCCCUUCCCCACAUCUAUGUUGUCCGGGAGAAGAUUUGCAGCUGUCUCCAGCAUGCUGCAUAUUAGCCACCCAGACAGUGAUGCAGAGAAUGACAGGAGGAGGGGAACACAGGCCUACGAUCGUCUGUGCAAGAUCCGCCCUCUCUAUGACGAGAUUAGGACUGCGUGUAAAGCUCACUACCAUCCCCAACAACACAUUGCAGUGGAUGAAAGGAUGGUGAAAUCAAAAGCCCGCUCCAUCCUCCGCCAGUAUAUGAAAGACAAGCCCACUAAGUGGGGGUAUAAACUUUUUGUGCUGGCAGAUUCAUCAAACGGAUACACAUGGGACUUUUUUGUAUAUGAGGGGAGAAACAUGGCACUUCAAAAGGGGCUCAGCUAUGAUUCAGUCAUGAAUCUCGUGGACACGCGUGUGCUUGGCCAGGGCUAUAAGCUCUAUGUGGACAACUUCUAUACUAGCCCUACCCUGUUCAAGGACCUCCUGGCCGAGAAGGUAUGGGCUUGUGGAACAAUUAGAGAACAGCGAAUAGGCUACCCGAGAAGACGUCCAGGAGCUCUCACCUCUCAGUCACCACGUGGUACCAUCCGCUGGAUAAGAGAUGAUCCCGUUCUUUUUGUCCAGUGGAAGGACACGAGGGACGUCCGCUUGUGCUCCACAAUGCACACAGCCCACAACCCACAGACCACCGUUCAGAGGAGGGUCAGAGGGACAGAUGGCCGGUGGCAGCUGAAGUCCAUCCCUGCCCCACCAGCUGUCACUGAUUAUAACAAACAUAUGGGGGGAGUGGACCUCUCUGAUGCCAUGAUCGGGUUUUACAACACCGUUCACAAGACCAGGAAGUGGCACAGGACGUUCUUCUAUCACUUUCUGGACAUUGCCAUCGUGAACGCCUUUGUACUUCAUUCCUGUAUGGCAGCAGAGAGGCAUGAGACCCCCCUUACACAGAAGGCGUUCCGGGAGGCCCUGGUGUUGGAGCUGAAGGCAGCGGGGUCACCUUCAACUGGCCCUCCUCCAUCACCUGCUCCAGCUCCCCAAGGUGCACAUCACAAACUGAGGCACUACACGGAAGAUGGCACAGCAGGGAGGCGGAGGUGUGUGAACUGUUCCCUGAAGAGCACCACAGAGUGCACUUCAUGCCAGGUAGUGCUGUGCUUUACGGUGAAGAGGGACUGCUACAAUGAGUGGCAUACAAAGAACAAUUUGUAGGACUCCCCCCUCCCCCUCACUUCUCUUUCUCUCACUCACACACACACACACACACACACACACACACACACACACACACACACACACAAAGGGAAGAAAGAAUGAUGCUGGACUUCCGGACUGGAUUUCAUUUUCACACUUUUCAUUGCCACAUGGCAUGGUUUGCACCACACACACACACACACACACACACACACAC
Messenger RNA from Engraulis encrasicolus (European anchovy), 2074 nucleotides. Its product is annotated as piggyBac transposable element-derived protein 4-like. Lineage: Eukaryota; Metazoa; Chordata; Actinopteri; Clupeiformes; Engraulidae. The record is from RefSeq and is a predicted model, not a curated record. The coding region runs from base 370 to 1875 and encodes 501 amino acids. The transcript is spliced from 2 exons.